Molecule: messenger RNA, 1867 nt
Organism: Orbicella faveolata
Lineage: Eukaryota; Metazoa; Cnidaria; Anthozoa; Scleractinia; Merulinidae
Biological process (GO): signal transduction
Cellular component (GO): cell-cell junction
Molecular function (GO): protein binding
Source: RefSeq, a predicted model, not a curated record
CGUUGUCGGUGGUUGUGGGAUAUAUUCGUCCGGUCGAUGGAGUCCGUUUGAAGUCAGACAGUCUCGCUCGUGUGUAAAUGCGUAUUUGUUACUCAAAUCGAAUUAAAUUACUCUUCCAGCAGUCCAAGCGUCUUCCUAGGAUGUGAUAGAAGCCUCGUAACAAUUAAGCAACAUGGAAGUGAUUCGAACGAAGCAAGAAGAACGGGAAUAUUUGCGAAAACUGAUUGCCUUAUGGAACGCGAGUCGUUUGGACAUCUUUGAAAUAAGCGAGCCCAAUGAAGACUUAGAGUACCGCGGUGUGAUGCGGUUUUUCUUCCAAGAUGCUGGAGCAAAAAUGGCCACAAAGUGUGUCCGCGUUACCAGCGUGGAAACAGCGGAGGAUGUUACGAGAACCUUGGUGGAAAAAUUUCGUCCGGAUAUGAAGAUGCUUUCAAAUCCGAAUUACUCUCUUUAUGAAGUCCAUCCGAACGGAGAGUCCAGAAAACUUGGAAAAGACGACAGGCCUUUAGCUGUCCAACUGGCAUGGCAGCAAGAUGACAGAGAAGGACGAUUUUUGCUCAAGAGUGAUCAAGAAGCCCUGGUAGCUACUAAUGUGUUUGCUACUGACAAUGAAAAUGAUCCUGGCCAGAGUUUCAAGAGGAAAUUGUCAAAGAGAGAGAAAAAAGAACUUAAAAAGAAAAGAGAAGAAGAGGCCAAGAAAGCUCAGCUACGUGGACCUUCCUCUCCCACUAAGUCCAGUGAUGACUCUGCUAUUGCACAAAUACUUUAUGAUGAAUUACCGGAAACCAGCUUCACAAGAAGCAUCUCUAACCCUGAAAUUGUCAUGAAAAUGCGUCGUCAACGAAAACUUGAACGUAAGCUACAAGAAUUUCAAAAUAGUGAGGGAGGGUCAGACAGUGGAGGAACAUUGAAAAUCUUUGCUGAAACUUUGAAGCCGGAGAUCCCAUACAAGACUCUUCUUGUUUCAAUGCGUGAUCCAACCACACAUGUUGUGAAAGAAGCAUUAGAAAAAUACCAAAUGGAAAAAGAAAAUCCUGAGGAAUACUGUCUUGUGAUGGUAAACAUACCUCCUGGAGGACAAAAUGGAGGAGCUACACUCGGAAAAGAAAGGGUUGUUCAUGAUGAGGACAAUCCGCUGGCUAUUGCUGCCCAUUGGCCUAAACAGGAAGGGCAUGUUGUUUUCCAUCUGCGCCGCAGAGCAAACUUGCCACAGCACAGAAGACAAAAGAGAAGGUCAAAGUCACCAUCUAGAGUACCUACGGAAAGCAUCUCAGAUAAAGCAAUAGGCGAAAGACUCGCAAAUUCAUUUCCAGAGCAUUUGUUGCCUUACUUGAGGGAGAUGUCAUCUGAUGGCCGUGAGUUGGAUUACAAGCCAAAUAUUCACCGACUUCCCAUGGAAAUAACAGAGGUUGGUAGUGAUAAGUCAAUGUCCUCUUCGAAUAGUUAUCUGGAGUUAUUUGCACCCCAUAUUCUGCCUCGUCAUUGUGUGAUAACCAACAUGGAUGGUAUUGUCUCUGUUGAGCGGACUAGUAGUGAUGCAGAAAUAUACGUAGAUGGUAGGAGGAUCUACGAGUCAACCAGGCUAAACCAUGGUAGUGUGAUCAAGUUUGGCAAGCUUCACACUUUCAAGUUCUGUGACCCAGCUUAUGAAGAAAAAGUCAAGCAGAGUUCACCAGCUCCUGACACCGCUAGUGUGAGUAGUGGGCACAGUAUGAGUGAUACCGACUCUCAGAAGAGGUCUUCCAGAUAUAGGUAAUGCAUUACUAGUAAUGUUGUGUUUUCUAGUAUAUUCUCUCUAACUAGCCUGCAAACAGGCUCCUGGUGAGCCCGAACGAAGCGAGGGAGCCUGUAGACAUUCUAUUGAGCC